AUGUAUCGAGUUUACCGCGCAGCUAUUCUCAUGAAUGUUAGGAUCGUUAUCGGCCUGCUUUUCAUUCUGUCGUGCAUAUUACUGAACAGCGGAAGCGCGAACAAGGAUCAAUCAGAUGUCAGUGACACGAGAAAUCAAUCGAUUCUCUUUCUAUUUGGCAGCGUGCACUUCAAGAUUCACGUGCCGGAAAUCUUCAAACAUCAAAUUCACACCAAGACGGUGUUUAUACACGUUCAUAAGCCGACUGUUGCAAAAAAGACCAAACCUAAAACGGAAGCGGCGAAAACUUAUAAGGAAUCGCAUCACGAAGAUUGGAGCUCUUGGAACACUUAUGAUUAUCACAACGACCAUGAUGAUCAAACGGACGAUCACCGUGUCAUGCCCGAAAACCCAAAAGAUCUAGCGAACAAUGAGAUUCAUAACGAUAAGCAUCACAAGAAAACAAAUCUUCAUCACCAUAGACAUUCUUAUCUACCGGCUAUGCAACACGAAGAUAAGCCCAAUUAUUUGAAAACUCAACACGGUGACAUGAUGAAUUAUUCUUAUCCACAGUAUGCGGUGAAAGAGGAUGUGAAAGAAAUGGAUCGCAACAAAAUUGGGCCUUACAUGCAUAUGUACAAGGAAGGUUAUCAUAGAGGUAGUGAGUCCGCGGAUGGACGCAUCUACUCGAACGAUUUGACCAAAUUUUACGAGAACAAGCACGAAGAGGGCGAUCAUUCUGCCGAGGAGUACGAGUCGAGAGAGAAGACGCACACCGGUCGUUAUUUCGUGGAUGAUCCGGCGCAAUGA
Dinoponera quadriceps is the source of this 789-nucleotide messenger RNA. RefSeq lists its product as uncharacterized. NCBI's taxonomy places the organism in Eukaryota, Metazoa, Arthropoda, Insecta, Hymenoptera, Formicidae. The record is from RefSeq and is a predicted model, not a curated record. Bases 1 to 789 code for a protein of 262 amino acids. The transcript is spliced from 3 exons.